Phyllostomus discolor (pale spear-nosed bat) is the source of this 2014-nucleotide messenger RNA. It is a transcript of the gene CFAP100, whose product is annotated as cilia and flagella associated protein 100. Lineage: Eukaryota; Metazoa; Chordata; Mammalia; Chiroptera; Phyllostomidae. Bases 132 to 1991 code for a protein of 619 amino acids. The transcript is spliced from 16 exons. The record is from RefSeq and is a predicted model, not a curated record. Gene Ontology annotation, cellular component: ciliary basal body.
CGGGUGGCCUUCCUAGUGGGACCUCUGGAAUUGAACUAGUAGAACUCUGGGCCUCCUGACACUCUACCCUGCGACCACAGACCCCACCCCAAAGCGGCUUUUGUGACGUCAAGGCCCCAGAAGUCAGAAGAAUGGUUGCCAUGGCAACGUCAAACAAAGGCCCUGGCGCAUUGAGCCUGGAACUACUUUACGGAAGCUUCGGAGCAAGUCCAGAGAACAGCCUGGAAUCCUCAGACAACUGUUCUCCCACAAUUACGGAAGAAAAAAAGAAGCAGAGGAAAAAAGGCAAAGAGUCUGAGAUUGUUUCCAACAGUUCAGCUAAUCCUUUCCACAUGUCUGGGGACGUGGAUUUCUUCCUGCUCAGAGAUCAGGAGAGGAGUAAGUCUCACUCAGAGCGGCAGCAGAAGAAGGUGUUGCGGGUGCAUGAGAAGAUGACAUACUCAUCCAAAGUGUCAGCCAAGCACAACAGUUUGCGGCGGGAGCUGCAGAUGGAGGACGAGACAGAGGACCAGGAGGCACGUGCAGAGGCCGAGCAGCUGCGUGCCUUCCGCUACCACACAGCCUGGAAGCUCUCGGUGACCAGAGAAAAGAAAGGGGAAUCUGAUAACAUAAACAAGUACAUCAACCAGAAACGGCAAAUGUUCCUCAUCCAGUAUGCCCUAGAUAUGAAGCGGAGUGAGAUCCAGCGGCUGGAGAUGCUGGCAACUAAGGAGGAGGCAGAGCUGGAGCGGGCUGAGAAGUCCCUGGAGAAGGAUUCAGCCUUGUUCGAUGAGUUCCUCAGGGAGAAUGACCGCAGCUCAGUGCAAGCCUUGAGAGCAGCAGAGAAGGAGACCAAAGUGAAGAUGGAGAAGAUCACUGAAAUCCGAGAUUUGACCACUCAGAUCAUGAACAUCAAAAGCGAAAUCUCCAAAUUUGAAGACACUCUGCAACAUUACAAGGUCUACAAGGAUUUCCUGUAUAAACUGUCACCCAAGGAGUGGUUGGAAGAACAAGAGAAGAAGCACUUGGCUCUCAAACAGGCUGAGGAGUUCGAGGUUGCUGAGGCCCCCAAAGAGAACACUCUAUUCUUCACACAAGGGGACAAAGGACCAGGGAUCAAGGGCAAGACAGGCUCCAGAGAGGGGCAAGGCCCAAGGAAGCCCUGGAAACUGCUGCAGGUGGCACAGGCAGGGCAGAUCCUGACCAGCGCCAUGAGCAUCCAGCAGGAGAGUCAGCCCAGUGUUGGGCUGGACCCCAAAGGGUCCAGCUCUGCCCUCCCUGUGCAAGAGGACCCAGACAGUGAUUGUGAGGAACUGGAGCUGUACUUCACAGAGCCCCAGCAACUCCUGGAUGUCUUCACAAAGCUGGAAGAGCAGAAUCUCUCAUUGAUCCAGAACACACAGGAGAUGGAGGAGACCUUGGAGGAGCUCAGCUUCACCCUGAAAAACACCCAGAUCCGUAUGGAUAGGGAAGUCAACCAAUUAAAGCAGUGGAUCACCACAUUGAUGAUGGCCAUCACCAAGGAGGAGGAGACAGCUGCUGAGCUGGAGCUCAAAGCCCGAGUCUUCCAUUUUGGCGAGUACAAGGGUGCUCAGGAGGACAAGCUGCUGGAGAGCCUCAACCACAAGGUUCUGGAUGUGUACCGGCACUGUGUCGGUGUCCAGCAGGAGUCUAACCUGGGCACUGUGCAGAUGCUGACCAUCAUUGAGCACCAGAUGGAUGAGCUGCUCGAGAACCUGGAGCGUGUGCCCCAGGUCAAGGUCGAGCAGGCUGAGAAGGCCAAGGAGAAGGAGCGGCGCCAGAGACUCCGGGAAGAGAAGGCCAAAAUGCAAAAGCAGCUUCAAGAAGAGCGUCUGCAACGGGCCCAAGCCCGGGCCCAGGCUGAGAUCAAGAAGAAGAGAGGCAGAAAGUUGGUGUGUCGCUCCCGGCCCCCGGUCUUGAAAACCAAGAAAGAACCUGAAUACGAGCUGCUGGACAAAGAAAAGGAGGAGCAACUAUUCUUCUUCACCUAGGCUUCAUGGCGAUGGUCUGGCUG